UUCUCAUUGCAUACUACGUCCGCGACUCAAGACUUUCACACCUGCUACACUAAGUCGUGAUACAUUUCAGUGUACACUAAGUAUUUAUUUAUCAAUAAGCUUACCGAAAGUUAUUAAAAAAUUUUUAAUACCCUAAUUGUUUUUCAAGAAGUUUUAUUAUUUUAAUACGAAGACUUUUUAAACAUAUUUUACGGUAAAAAGUCGAUUAUCGAUCCUAUACACCACUCUAAGUGGAAACAGUCCAAUCACCCAUCGAUUUAGGGAGGGUUUUCAAAAUCCCUCCUAUUUCAAAGCGUUCAACGGCCAGCAACAUUACAUUUGAUAAGGGCGGGGAAUUUAAAGUACAAGAACAAUGCAACAAUACGAAAAAGCAGGCCUCUGCUUCUCAUGGCGUGAAAUCUCAGCCGAAGGUGUCGGUUCCACCACCCCAGGUGGCCGACGAUCAGCUUGUUAUGACACCGAUUAUCAGUCCGACGACGGAGAAAGAAUUGAUGAAAGAUUUAAUGUGGAUUACGAAAGCAUCAUCUUCGAGCUCGAUGAAUUCAUCCCCGAAUCUGAUGGACGAGGACAACACAACAAUAUUUUCACCAACUUGGGAGGAAAAUUAUCAGGAUCUAAGUGGAUGGUGCUCCAGGAUCCCAAUGGAUCACAGAAGUUACAGUUUUCCUGUAGGUGAAUCUCUUAAUGGUAGGCAUUCAGAUAUGAAAAUCGACGAUCAGACUUACUCGACAAACGUGGGGGUUGAAGUUCUUGACGUGGGUAUGACUUCUGCAACAAUCGAUCUUGAUGAUUUUAAGCAGCAAAACAAUAUUAAUAACGAUAAUAAUCUUAACAACAGUAAUAAUAUGAAUAAUAUCAUUAAAAAUAAUAAAAAUGUAAUGCUACCACCGAUUGAUGAUGAUAAACCAAUAAUGCUGGGGGGGAACAUUGAUGUACUUGAUGAAUGGUUGGACUUACCUAAGUCUUCCAUAGCCUCACGGACAGAUGAAUGGAUACGGCUAGUUGAUAAUGACAAAAUGGAUGAACCGCUUCAGCGACUCGAAAUUAAUCAAUUAAAUGACAAUUUUAAUUUGGAUAACAGCUACUCUGCAGAGCCUACAAUAAAUUGGGAUAUUAUUAAUAAUUUCGAUAAUAAUAAAAAAGAUUUCGAUCUGCUAUCCUAUUUAUGCGAUGACAAUUUAAAUUCACCAGAAAGUAUAUCAACAGAUUCAAUAGACAUUUAUCAAGCAUCGACGAGCUACAUUAAUAACAAUAAAAAUGAAGGAAUAUCUACAAGAGUGCACAACACACGAAACAGAAAAAGAAAUUACAGCCAAGAAACAAUAACUUCUCCAUCAAAGAAUACAGAUGACUUGGAUAUUAAGCCGCUGAAGCCAUCGUUUGCGUCUGCAAUGUCACCAUCAACUGAAUCAUCAUUAUCCGGAGCAGGAUCCACUAAAACAACGACAAGGGCAAUCAAACUCACGAAAACCAUAAAAACGCGCAUGAAAAAAGAAGUUAUCGAUAGUUUUGACACACAAAGUAGACGAGGAAGGAAACGACAGUACGACAGUGAAUCGGAGGGGGAAAAUUCAGACUCUAGCUAUCGCGAAUCGCGAGAAAAAAAUAACGAAGCAUCGCGUAAAUCUCGCAUGAAUAAAAAAGCUAAAGAGAAAGGCAUGAUGAUGGAAGCUGUCAGUUUAGACAAAACUAAUAGAAUACUUAAAAGCAGAGUAGAGCAGCUUGAAAAGAUGGUAUUAACGAUGCGCGCUGCUAUACUUAAAUCUGCGUUAAGAAGAAAUUUUUAAGUCUACAUAAUUUGUUAUUUUAUUUUUAAUCUUUUAAUUAAAAAACACCAUUCCACAAUUAUAUAUUUUUACUUAUCUCGUUAUCGUUAUAUUUAUUUUAUGAAUAACGAGAAAUAUUUAAAUGGUGUUACUAGAUGCUUUUUUUUGCUAUGAAGAAACAAAGAUUUAAUAUUUAUAAAGAAAAAUCUUUGGCACGAAUUAUAAUAAUCAUUGUAUUGCUUAAUAUAUAAAAGAGAUUAAUAUUUUUUAUAAUUAUA
Messenger RNA from Cotesia glomerata, 2044 nucleotides. Its product is annotated as GATA zinc finger domain-containing protein 8-like. Gene Ontology annotation, molecular function: RNA polymerase II cis-regulatory region sequence-specific DNA binding; DNA-binding transcription factor activity, RNA polymerase II-specific. The transcript has 5 exons. NCBI's taxonomy places the organism in Eukaryota, Metazoa, Arthropoda, Insecta, Hymenoptera, Braconidae. Bases 453 to 1787 code for a protein of 444 amino acids. Gene Ontology annotation, biological process: regulation of transcription by RNA polymerase II; DNA-templated transcription. The record is from RefSeq and is a predicted model, not a curated record.